AACAAAAUAUGCUAUAAAAGUUCAAUUAUAAAAAUGACAACGUUGCAGAUGAAAUUUUCAUGGAAGGACUUAUGAAUGUUGAAAUCACAGUUAAGGACUCUUCGUCCACCUAUAUAACUAACACCUCAUUCAUUAGCUUGCCCUAUCUUUUUCCAUUCCAACUUUUUUCUCACAAAAAUUAUAAAAAAAUAAAAAUCUGUGGCAUUAUUUUGAUCAACAUGACUAUCAUCAUUGAGCAGCACCCUGAUUCUGUUUAUUAUGAGGAGAAGGAAGAAUAUGUAGUGGCAAUAGAAGAAGUACAUAAGCCAAAUUACUUUUUGGUACCUCAAACCAACUCCUUUGGCCAAACUUUUAGAGAUUAUGAGGCUGAAGGUGAAAGGCAACCUGGUGUGGAGAAAUUCUACCGGAUUAAUCACAUUUGCCAGUGUGUUGACUUUGUGAAAAAGAUGAGGGAAGAGUAUGGAAAACUAGACAAGGUGGAAAUGAGCAUUUGGGAAUGCUGUGAGCUCCUAAACGACGUCGUCGAUGAGAGUGAUCCUGACUUGGAUGAGCCACAAAUUGAGCAUUUGUUACAAUCUGCUGAGGCUAUUAGAAAAGAUUAUCCUAAUGAAGAUUGGCUUCAUCUCACUGCCCUUAUUCAUGAUCUUGGUAAGGUUCUCCUACUUCCUAGCUUUGGUGAGCUUCCUCAAUGGGCUGUUGUUGGUGAUAUAUUUCCUGUUGGUUGUGCUUUUGACGAGUCGAUCGUGCACCACAAGUAUUUUGCUCUAAACCCGAACUACGAUAACCCAGCUUAUAACACAAAGUAUGGCAUGUACUCCGAAGGAUGUGGACUUGAGAAUGUGUUAAUGUCAUUUGGGCAUGAUGACUACAUGUACCUAGUUGCAAAGGAGAACAACACUACUCUACCUUCGGCUGCUCUGUUCAUCAUACGAUAUCAUUCUUUCUACGCACUACACACUGCAGGAGCAUACAAGUACUUGAUGAAUGAAGAGGAUAAAGAGAACUUGAAAUGGCUCCAUAUAUUUAACAAGUAUGACCUCUACAGCAAGAGCAAGGAGAGAAUUGAUGUGGAGAAGGUUAAACCGUACUAUCUCUCCCUCAUUGAGAAGUACUUCCCAUCGAAACUAAGAUGGUGAAGAUGGAUCACUCAAGACACUGUACCCAGGGGAUGUUCUACUAAUCAGGGAAACCCAGACCUAAGUAAGGUGGUUAAGAAAUAGUUCUACUAUGUAGCUACAGUAUGUUCCAGAGGAUGUGUUUUAGAGGAUGCCUUUGUGGAUGAUACUUAUAAGGAAGCUUUAAUGCGUGGUUAAGGACCCUUUUAUGUCUUAAAUACAAAUGUCUUUUAGAUGAUAAUACCAUUACCGCCAUUUAUUACCGCCUCCGCCUUUUGAAUGGGUCAUAUACUCAUAUGACUUGUGAGGAUAAAUUAUGGAUGUUGAUGUUCUUCCAACUAUCGUUGGCAGAUAAUGUUCAAUCAGAAUAUGUCCACAUUUCUUACAAAUAAUGAAAUCACACUUUACAUAGUAUCUCAACAAAAACCACAUAACUUAGCAAUGUGGUGGCUCAUAGCUUAGCAAAUAUUAGUAGCAAGUUUAAUGAAAGUCGUAUUUGGUUAGAGUACCCUCAUGAAAUUCAUGAGGCUAUUUGUAAUGAUCUUGCUAAUUUGAUUACUUAAUAAAAUGCUAAGCAUCAUUGCUGUAAAAAAAAACCAAAAAAAAAAAAAACAAAAAACAAAAACCUCAUAAAAAGUGUUCCCAUAUAUAAUCACUCAAAUAAGGCUCAUAGCAAUUAUUUCACUAUCCAAGCCCCCUCAUCGAUUAAUCUUAAUUCUUGACUUCUGCACGUAAAGCUCUUUUACAUGAAUACCCUAAUACGUAGAAUAAUUCCGAGGGGUAAAAAUCAGUUUAACUUUCAUGAUGGCAGUUUUUAGCAGUAUAAUGCAAAAACUUGCUCUGAAGUGAGAACAGAGAACCACAGAGCAGCAGAAAUUAAUACAUAGAGCGGGCAGUUCAAUCAUGUCAUGUAACAUGAUACCUAUCGCGCCAAAUUUGGGUAAUUUGUAUGUCAUGCUAGAUCAGAGUCAAUGUUAUCUUAUAUUCUUAUCAUGUUAAAAGAUCAA
Molecule: messenger RNA, 2122 nt
Organism: Chenopodium quinoa (quinoa)
Lineage: Eukaryota; Viridiplantae; Streptophyta; Magnoliopsida; Caryophyllales; Amaranthaceae
Product: inositol oxygenase 1-like
Exons: 8
Coding region: 60-1136 (358 amino acids)
Biological process (GO): inositol catabolic process
Cellular component (GO): cytoplasm
Molecular function (GO): iron ion binding; inositol oxygenase activity
Source: RefSeq, a predicted model, not a curated record